This is a messenger RNA of Colius striatus (speckled mousebird), 1716 nucleotides long. RefSeq names its product 2-oxoglutarate receptor 1. Lineage: Eukaryota; Metazoa; Chordata; Aves; Coliiformes; Coliidae. The transcript has 2 exons. Gene Ontology annotation, molecular function: G protein-coupled receptor activity. Gene Ontology annotation, cellular component: plasma membrane. The record is from RefSeq and is a predicted model, not a curated record. Bases 258 to 1220 code for a protein of 320 amino acids. Gene Ontology annotation, biological process: G protein-coupled receptor signaling pathway.
GCAGUCCAAGCUGCUCUCUCUCAGCACCGUGGAGCCCACUCCACCUUCACCUGGCAGAGACCUGAGAAUGGAGGCAGAGGGUUCCCACAACCUGCCCAAUAACCUGGGUGUGUUGCUACGGCUUUCCCAGACAGUCUCACUGCACAAGCCUGUGGAAUUUAAUAGUAAACUCUGCCAGCUGGAGUAGGGUAUUUAAGGAACCAGCUAUGAAAAGGAAAGAAGAUAACACCGAGGAUUUACAGCACUAAGGAAAAACCAUGAACACAACAAAUGAUGACUUAGCCAACCCCACCACUUGGAAAGACACUUAUGAUGAUUCUUCAGACUGCAGUGAUAUGGAAAUUGGUCUGAAGACUUUGUACCUCCCCAUUAUGUAUGCCAUCAUCUUCCUGGUGGGAUUUCCGGGAAACAUCAUUGCGAUUUGCAUUAGCAGCUUCAAGAUGAGGCCUUGGAAGAGCAGCACCAUAAUCAUGCUGAACCUGGCACUCACAGAUCUGCUCUACCUUACCAGCCUUCCCUUCCUGAUACACUACUAUGCCAAUGGGGAGCACUGGAUCUUUGGUGAAUUCAUGUGCAAGUUCAUCCGCUUCGGCUUCCACUUCAACCUGUACAGCAGCAUCCUCUUCCUCACCUGCUUCAGUGCCUUCCGUUACGUGGUAAUUGUCCACCCCAUGAGGUUCCUCCACAUCCAGAGGAAGCGGUGGACAGUGGUGUCUUGCGUAACUGUUUGGGUGAUCUCACUGGUGUCUGUCACCCCCAUCAACUUCUUGAUCUCCUCAAAAGAGACAGAAAACAGAUCCUUAUGCCUCGAUCUUACCAGCUCUGAAAACCUGGCCACAAUCAGGUGGUAUAACUGGCUGCUGACUAGCCUGGCCUUCUUCGUGCCUUUGCUGACAGUGACUGUGUGUUACACGCUCAUUAUUCGUACUUUGGCUACCGGGUUCCACACACAGACUUGCUACAAACAAAAGGCUCGCAGUCUUGCCAUCGUCCUCUUGGUGGUCUUCUAUGUGUGCUUCCUCCCCUUCCAUGUUUUUCGGGUGGCUCGGAUUGAGCUGCGGUUGUGUUCGGUCAGCUGUCACGUGGAGAAGCAAAUCCACUCUGCUUAUAUCAUCUCUAGGCCACUGACUGCACUCAACACAUGUAGCAACCUGUUACUUUAUGUCGUCAUUGGAGGUAACUUCCAGCAGGCCAUGCUCUCUCUUUCAAGGCCUAAGUAGAGCAAAAACACCCAGCAGCCCUGGAGCAACAAUUGCAUGACCAAGUCAGAAAUUGCAUUAAAGUUAUGAAGGAAUCCCUUGAAGAAAAUCCCAGCAAACCCACAACGGCUUUAGUUCUGUAAGCUCCUACAAAGACGUGAUGAUAUGGUAGUAAGACCUGCAGCUGACUUUGCCAUCUCACUGCUGUAGAUCACUUGUCAAAAAAGCUGUCUUGGGAGCGGGUUUAUAUAUACCUCUCUUAGCAACCGAAGAGAGAGGAGUGAAAAGGAAAGAUUGUAAGCCACCUCCAGAGUGAAAUUUAAAACCACCCAACCAGACAGUUUCAAAAGACAUUUGGGAACUGCAGAGUUCUCUCAUUCCAGGCUUUGUGGCUGAUUACAGAAGCAUGGAGAGCUUAGUCUGGGCAUGCAAACAGCAUCCAUCGAUUUCAGUGUUGUCACUGAUGUAGUGCUUUGUUUAUUACGGCCCAAGCGAAAUGCAGAGUAUACUGUCACGG